UUUUUGUUCAACUUUUCCAACUGCAUUUUGUUUUACGACAUUUUUAUUAUAUUGAUCUAUCUUUAUUUUAGCACACACAUUUUUCUCUAUUUAAAUUUCUAUCACGUACACUUAUUUUUCGUUAGCAUCUUAACCAUGAGCCAAGCUUCAGCCGUUAAUAAAAACCCGCUCAAUACCAUAGAAAUCAAGCGCACCUUGAUGAAGUUGUUCGUGGGCGGCGUUAUUUUUGAAGUGUCAAAUGUUGAGCAAGCAAGAAUUGCCGAGCGUUCUGGCGGUCGCGGCAUUGUGCUUAAACAAGAAGAUAACGAUGGAGUUAACCGCAUGGCAGACACUGGCAAAAUAAAAGAGCUUGUUGACGCCGUUUCUCUACCCAUUAUUGGAAGGGUACGAAUUGGGCACACAGUCGAAGCGAGUCUUAUGGAAAGAGCCGGCGCAAACAUCAUUGACGAAAGCGAAGCAUUGGCCUUUAGGGAGGGGGCCACACCCAUCGACAAGAACAAACAAGAAACUCCAUUCAUAUGCGGCGCAUCUACUUUGGAUGAGUUAUUUAAGGCUAUUAACAGUGGGGCAGCUAUGAUUCGUAUUGUAGGUGACAGUGAAAAUGAGGACAAUGACAAUGCACUCAAUCUUAUUCAAACUUUGAAGAACAUCUUGGAGAAUAAAAAGAUGCUCAUAAAACACUUACAAGCAAAAGUCAACAUUGAGGCUAUGCCUAUACUUCCCGAAGUACCCGACGAUAACGGUGACGUUGAGGAAAGCGAAAGAACAACAAAGCUAAUAGAAAUCAACGAAGCAAUUGAGGGAAUUAUUUCAAACUCAGCACCUGUUAUGGAAAAUAUUAAAAAGUUUGCAGCUCUAGACAAGCUCCCAGUACCCAUAUUUACAACCGUCACCCAUCCUUCGCCAGCCGACGCAGCCAUGCUAAUGCAGAAUGGCUUUGAUGGUAUAACUGUAAGCGAGUCAAUUUUUACGGGCCAUGCAAACCCAUUGAGAUAUGCCAACUCGAUUAUCAAGGUUGUCGCAAAUCCCAAGAACUUGAACAUACUGGCAGAGGUGACCGAGAGCAUAGGCAUGUAUGCAUUCAACAACUAAUAAUGCGGUUGUUCGCGUCCAUGUGCCUUGCAACGCUAUUUUUAAGUUCUUUAUUUGUUUCGUUUAUUUUUCAAUACAUUUAUUUCCC
Molecule: messenger RNA, 1180 nt
Organism: Kickxella alabastrina
Lineage: Eukaryota; Fungi; Kickxellomycota; Kickxellomycetes; Kickxellales; Kickxellaceae
Product: SOR/SNZ family-domain-containing protein
Exons: 1
Coding region: 136-1092 (318 amino acids)
Biological process (GO): amino acid metabolic process; pyridoxine biosynthetic process; pyridoxal 5'-phosphate biosynthetic process
Molecular function (GO): amine-lyase activity
Source: RefSeq, a predicted model, not a curated record